CUGGAUUUAAGAACACCUAGGGUCUUCCGUCGUGACAGCUGCUUCUGCUGAAAGCUCAGCCUGGUUGUCUUUGUCAUACGGUGACUUCAUGAACGAACCCCUCCCUGUCUUGCCAUUCAGUCCGAUGCGGUGUUCAUAGUGUGAGGUAUGGACUAAAAGAUGCGAAAGCGCCGUGCUACUUCUUUAUUAGGAGGUGGAGGACACCUGAAGCGCAAGGCUGCCAUCACAGCUUUCAGAACAUCCAUGUGAAGAAGAGCGUUUUGCCUCAGCUGUUAGAGCCUGUCAGCAGAUCCCAACACAACAUGAUGAGACCAGUUCAUCCACCAGUAUCUGUAGCGAGUGGAGUGUGAGGUCCAGCAGCCACUAUGCCAUGUGUGUAAAGGACCAGUGGUGGUGUUGUGGCCCCAGGCGGGAUGCUGCUGGAAGCCGGUCAGUAUGACUCUGCUGGACUUGUGGCUGUCACGCUCCAUCCCCAUGUGCCUGCUCCUCCAGAGCCUUGUCCUCAUGGCCCUGUGCUUCCCCUCGGCCAGCAUGUGUCCAAAGGGCUGCAGCUGUCUACGCGACCCCCACCUCCACGGUCUGAAUGUCACCUGCAGUCAGUCCCGCCUCAAAGAGAUUCCCCCCAACCUCCCAGUCGAUACUGUCCUCCUGAGGCUGGACCACAAUCAAAUAGGUGCUGUGCCCGACCAAGCCUUCCGUGGACUCCGGCUUUUGAGGGAGCUGAACCUCUCUUAUAAUGCAGUGGAAACUUUAGGGGAAGGUUCCUUUAGUGGCAUCGAGGGGACAUUACAGGUGCUGGACCUUUCCCACAACCGCAUCACUAGCGUUCACAGGGAUGCUUUUGCCCGACUGAAGGCCCGCAUCAUUGUAGAUGACAAUCCCUGGCACUGCGAUUGCGCCCUCCAGCAGGCCAUUGGAGGAAUGGCUCACAACCAUGAAGCCGCAGCCAGGGUCCUCUGCAGGAGCUCCGAACUACUCGAUCAGGAGGGUCGACCUUUCCUGGCAGUUGACACUGACCUGUGUAACCUGGCAAAAAGGACCACAGACUAUGCCAUGCUGGUCACCAUGUUUGGUUGGUUUGCAAUGGUUAUAUCAUAUGUGGUGUAUUAUGUUCGUCAGAACCAGGAGGAUGCCCGGCGUCACCUGGAGUACCUCAAGUCUCUCCCCAGUAAGCCCAAGAAACCUGAUGAUGCUGAUGACAUCAGCACUGUUGUCUGACAGCAGCAUCACAAUGGCUCUCCAUCACAGACUCAAUGAAAUGUUUACGCAUCAGGACCCACAUUUAUAGUGUUUACUACUCCUAACUUCAGUCUCUGUGAGCAUCAGAAGGGUUUGUACUUUGGAACUUUUCUCAUAUAUCUUUACCAGGCUGAGUUUAUGUUCAAAGUGAAAUCAGACAAGAAAUGAAACAACACCCACACUACAACAUUUUGAAAAAUGUAAUCUCAGGUUGAAAUAUUACCACGGUAAUGGCUUUUUAGGUAAUGAUUGGGAAUAUGUGGAAAUAUAUAUAUAUAUAGUUAGUUUUAAGACAAGAUAUGAUAUACACCUUUAAUCAAAAGCCCCUAUUUUUCAGUGUCUACCUGCUGAAAAGUGUCAUCGUCUCUGAAACUAUAACUUGGAAGCAGAGCACAUUCAAUUUAUACUGUGUCUAAUUUACAACAAAUGAGACAAAAUAUUUCUUAUCUCUCUCCUCGCCUUUGACUAAGCAGGCCUGUCUCUUAAGUAGACACGUUUUCUUGCCAUGCUUUUUUGAAAAUAACAACUUAGGGUAAUAACAUAGAGUACUAAAUUCCAAUAAAGCUAAUUCCUGCCAGAAAUAAAAGGUGUUUUAUAUUAAACAUAUGUAUGUUGGAAUUUAUGCAGUUCUGAUCGUUGCAGGUCUGUUUUUCAUUGUUAGGUUCGCAUUGACUGGAUAGAGGAUGAAGCUUUUAUGAUGAAGCAAUUACAGUGCUUUAAAUUUUUGCCCCUUUACAGAUUUCUUAAGUGUUUACAGUUUUUCUAGCAUAAAUGCCCAGUCUAAGGUCAUUCCACAGCAUCUUUGUUGGACUUAAAUCUAGACAUCUACUAGGUAUGUCCUCGAAACUCUCUCAUGGGUUAAGAUUGGAAAGUCAUUUUUGCCCAUUCUUUUAUUUUUAUUGCUAAAUCAUGAGCCUUAGCUGCGACAGUGUUCAAAUGAUUUUCUGUUGGGGUUUUUUUGUGACCUCCUGGAUGAGCACUUGCUGAUCUCUUGGGGUAAUUUUUGGUUAGCCAGCUACUUCUGGGAAGUUUCUUCACUGAUCUAUGUCUUCUUCAUUUGUGGAUAAUGGUUCGCACUAUGAUUUUCUGAGAUCCUGGAGCCUUAAAAUGGCUUUGUAACCUUUUCCAGAUCUAUUGAUGUCAAUAACUGUGUUUGUGACUUGUUCUUGAAUUUCUUUAAAUCAGGGCAAUGUCUUACUUUCUGAGAUCUUUUAGCUUCAUGUUGUCAGACAGGUUUGUAUGGAAGUGAAUUCCUUAACUGUUAUCAAAAGUCUUUUGACUGAAUAGUUAAGUGUGUCUAGAAAGCCAAACCAUAAGAAAUCUGUCGGGAGGCAAAUCCAGUUUACAGCACUGUUAAACUGAUGUAGCAGCCCAGUGGUAUUAGUGUUUACUUUGUCUUUAAUAUAUCUAGUCCCAGUUGAACCAGUGAACCCAUUGUAAUUUAAAUCAGAUGAUUUUCCUAAUUAUUUUUACAAAAGUAGAACCAUUCAGACUUCUUGGUGGGUUAUUGGAUUUUCUCAUUGGAUGGCAACCACAUGUUUUGGUUUGCUAACUUUAUCACAGACACAAUCUGUUCAACUUGUCACCCGUGAGUCUAGUCUAUAUCUAAGACUACAACAGUCUUCUUUCUGAAAUAUAUGUAGUGAUAAAUAAGAAAUAAAAGAAAAUUUGUCUUUGUGAUAGUUUUAGUGGCGUGCUGCCAAACACAAGUCUUUGGUGGGAUAGUGAAAUGUUACUGCACUAUGAAUGUUUCUUUUGUAAUAAACUAAGUUUUCGAUCUGGAGAGAAAUUAGGAUUAAAACAUACCAAUGUUCUGUUUAUUUAGUUAAUAUUUUUAUAUACAAUCCAUAUAAAAACAUGAAAUGACAAAACAGUUAAGCACAAUGCCUGAAGGAUUAGACUGAUUGGUCAUGCAGACCAGUGAUUGGUACAUAAAUGCUUCUUUCAGCAAAGCACCAGAGGGUCUAAGUAAAGGACAUGUACAUCUAGGUAGAGGAUCAUCUGACAGUCAAAAUAGUAAGUAAAUAAUAUAACAGAGUACUUUCAUGUGAGAUUUGAUUGAAAAGGAAAAAGCAUAAAAAGAAGGGCAGAUAAUUCAGCUUCUUUAAAUUCUUUAAAAUGUAAAAACACAACAGAAAGACGUGAGAAGAAAUAGACAAUUAGCAGUCACAUGGAUUGAAGAUGGAAAUAAAAUCAGUCGAUGAUCAUCCACUGGGUGACUGACGAAGGCCUAGAGAUACCUGUGAAUAACAGUAGAAGAUGCCUAUGUGAAGCCAAGCUAUGAACAAGAUCCCCCCUGCAAAGUCUGUUUUUUAAAGAAAAGACUUUGUGAAGAAGCCAAAGAACACACUAACUGGCCUGAAGAGACAUGGUGCAACAUGGGAUAGACUGAUGAAGGCAAGAGUCUUAGGGCUCCACUCAGUUCAUCAUAUAACUCCUAAUCCCACAAUACACUGUGAAGCAUAGUGGAUUAGGUAUCAUGCUUUGAACUUGUUCCUUAUUGUGUCUGGCCUAUUUAUCACAUCAAUCAGGUCAAACGCAUAAUAUUACUUUUAUUUACAUAGCAUAUUUCACAGAUAAAUCACAAAGUGAUGUCAUCUCAGUGAGAAGAGGAAAUGUCCUUCUCUGGUUUUAACAAUAUGUUGACGACCCUACGCUCUAGAAACAAUGCUGACUCUAAGGCAAAACUAAAAAGUCCAGAGAAGUGUGUAGGCUCCAUGUAACACCAAUUUGUUUGGUCACCUUCAAUCUGCUGCUUUAAAAAUGCUCCAGGAUCUGACUGGUGACACAAACUUUGUGGAACAAACCAGAGCUAUGUCCAAAAUAAUAAAUAUGUGAACCAAUCUGGGGGAAUUUCAAACAGAAUGAUGAUGAGUCCCAGUUUAUUUUAAAACACAUCCACUUUUAUAGACUUUCAGACAGCACAUAUUCUGCAUUAUAUUUGGCAUUCCCCAACAUAUGGCUCUAAGUUUAAACACAGUAUUUUUCAUAUGUACAUUCUUUCCAUAUUUGGUAUCCCAUAGCCUGUGACUUCACCUGUCUUUAAGAAGGUUCAGGCACUCAUGCCUGGCCUUUUUGGGUAACUCCUAUCCAAUAACUCUGGCUUAGAAAUGUUGUCCAAACCCAUUCUGAGGCAUCAAGAUGUGAUGUAUUAUCAGACACAAUGUUGUUUUCAGAGAACAGUGGUUUCACAGAUAAAUAUUCAUCCAGUGAUUCACGGGAAAAGCUAAAUCUUCAAGCAUUUUUACACAGCAAAUGAUUGAGUUUGGAAUUAAAAUUGCCUGGCAGCGCUGUUUUUGGUGCAGCCGAAUGUUCCUUGUUCCUCGUGUUCCCCAAAGGACAGAACAAAUAUGAUAAAUAUUUCUUCAUGUUUUCCUUUGUAGAGUAGAAUGUGCAGUGUUCACAUCGCUCCAUUUGCUGUAAAAUGUUCACCUCAUCUGCUGUGAUGUAGCACAACAUGAUGCAAAGCUAAAAUGCAGCUGCAGACUGGCUUCUUCUAACCCCGAUCAAGCUCUGUCAGGCGGCCCUGGUCAAACCUCUGGUGCUGGUGUGAGUUUAAACCUGUGAACUGGUGUGCAUGUUAACCAAAUCAUGUCAGAAUCAGGUCAUUAGUUCUGGGUGUGUAGCUUCCUGCUUAGAGGUUUCUUCAGAUAGUGAGAGUACCAACACAGCUAAUAAUUCAUCAUACAUGGAACAUGGAACAUGGAAACCACAAUGGUUUCCAUGUUCAGAAUACACUACUGUAACAAUUGUAACAUCUGAGAUGUAUUUGCUUUGUGUAGGAUUACAUAUGUAGCAAUUUAUGAUGAGUUUGUUGUCAACAGAUUUUGUUGAGAAUUAUUUAGUAUACUUUUAUGGUCACACCAAAAACUAUGUAGUCUUCAGUAAAUCUGAGACCCUUCCAAAUCCCAGCUGAACUGUGUGAUUUGCCCACACACACACACACAAACACACACCAUACACGCAAGAGAGGUGUCUCCAUGUAACAGUGGACUCACACCCCAAAGGAUAGAAUAAGGUUUGUGCCAGCUCCAUUUUACCCUCUGGCCAUCUAACCUGUUGAUAAAGACACAUAAACAUUCAUAUAUUAUUAAAAUCAAUUUUUAUUUGUUUUUAUGUGUUUUAACACUUAAAGUAGUAAUUUUUUUGAAGCUGUGAAGACAUAGUCUGAUAAGAUGUUUUUGAUCAAAAAUGAAUAAUAGAUCAAAUGUCACCAAAUUCUAAAUGGAAUUGGCUUUCUGUAGAAUGGCACCCUUCAAAUCAAAAGGAAAUGCUCUUUCACACAUACCAAGUAGCCAAGUGAAAACCAUCUUGGAGCUUUAAAUUGUUCCUUUCAUAUAAAAAAAAAACUACUGACCUUCACACCCAUUUCCUCCUGUGAUUGGUGUGAAUGUCACUAUGGAUGUCUUCCUGCACACUGUCCAGAAAUGUGAACUUUCAUCCACCAAUGAAAGCAGUCGUCCUUUUAAUCCUGUCUUACAGUGACUGGUUAUUUUACCCUCUCAGCCUUUAGUUUGUUUGAUUAUCAGACGACAACUUGCACAAACAACUUCCUCCUGUAAACUGCCCGUGUGUAGGACCACUUAUUUUAGCUUUCUACACAUGUUGCCAGAUGUGUUGGUCAGUUCUGAGUGUUCAACAUGAAACUAACAUACAAGAAUCAUUUUGUUUGAUCAGUGACCAAACAUGGACACAUUUAGUUAACCCAUGUUGGUCCCAUUAAACGGGUUCCAGUACUGAACCCAAUUUUACUCAGCUAUUCCAGCACACACACUGCAGUGAAUAUGGGGUUAGGGUUAGUGACAAAGAUAAAUGUGAAGACCUGAAAACCUUUCUCUUAGAUUCUGUGAUCACAUUAAAUGGUCUAAAUGUGUUCAUGCCGUUAGGUUAUCUAGACCAGUGUUUCCCAACCCUGGUCCUCAAGCCACACUGUCCUACAUGUUUUAGAGGUUUCCCUGCUUUAAUG
Molecule: messenger RNA, 6205 nt
Organism: Xiphophorus maculatus (southern platyfish)
Lineage: Eukaryota; Metazoa; Chordata; Actinopteri; Cyprinodontiformes; Poeciliidae
Gene: lrrc3b
Product: leucine rich repeat containing 3B
Exons: 2
Coding region: 436-1218 (260 amino acids)
Molecular function (GO): protein binding
Source: RefSeq, a predicted model, not a curated record